Penicillium maclennaniae is the source of this 1263-nucleotide messenger RNA. Its product is annotated as 4'-phosphopantetheinyl transferase family protein. The record is from RefSeq and is a predicted model, not a curated record. Bases 1 to 1263 code for a protein of 420 amino acids. The transcript has a single exon. Gene Ontology annotation, molecular function: magnesium ion binding; holo-[acyl-carrier-protein] synthase activity. Gene Ontology annotation, cellular component: cytosol. Lineage: Eukaryota; Fungi; Ascomycota; Eurotiomycetes; Eurotiales; Aspergillaceae.
AUGGCGCUUAACGAGAUCAACAUUGAAGAUAUCCAGAAAAUUGGGUCCAACGGACAAAAUGCAGAGGACACAUUGCAAAAUCUCCCAACACUAGCACGCUGGUACAUCGACAGUCGUGAAUGGAACAUUAAAGGCCUGAACCUCCCACUUCUGGAAACAUUACCCACCCAAGAACAAGAGGCUGUAAAGCGAUAUUACCACACCGCAGACAAACGCAUGUCCCUAGCCUCCCACCUCCUGAAACGUCUCUACAUUCACCACGUCUACGACAUUCCAUGGAGGAACAUCACCCUCAGCCGCACCGAUCCACCCCAGCGCCGCCCAUACUUCAACUCUGGAACAGCGACCAAGAUCGAGUUCAACGUGAGCCACCAAGCAUCACUUACAAUCCUCGCCGGAACCAUCGAGCCAGACGAUUCACAGCUCCAGAAGCUAGCAGCUGCAUCGAUCCCAGGAGUACGACCGCAGGUCGGCAUCGACAUAACAUGCGUUAACGAGCGCAAGCCAAUCACUACUUUCGCGGCGCUGACAGAACAUGUCGAGAUUUUCAGCGAAGUAUUCUCAAUCCGCGAACUCGAUACGAUGAAAGCUCCACAAGUGGUUCUGUCCCAGGCCCAAAAACUGGGUUACGCCCGGAACUUCUCAAUUCAUCGCGAAAACGACGUUGUCCGCUUCGGGCUUCGUCUCUUCUACUCAUAUUGGGCUCUGAAGGAGGCAUACGUCAAAAUGACAGGUGAAGCUCUACUGGCGCCCUGGCUGCGCGAACUCGAGUUCACGAAUGUAAUUCCUCCGGAUCCUGUUGAGCCAUUGCUCGCAUCCAAGCCGUAUUCCACUCCUGGUCAGAAGAUCCCGCAGUCACCGAAGAAUUGGGGCGCGCCUUAUACGAAUGUUGUGAUUUCUAGGGGCGUUGAGAUACUCGAGGAUGUGCGGAUUGAGUUGGUUGCGUUUGAGUCGGAUUAUAUAGUUGCUACUGCGGGAAGUGGGUGCACUGUUGGUGUGGUUCCUCGGGUUGUUCAGGGUGGGCCUCGGAGUCGUCUAGGAGAUGAAAUAUGCGUGCGGUUGUCGGAGAAUGACAUUGAGUUCCGUCGGAUUCCUCUGAGUACCAAGAGGUAUCUUGGGGAUAUGGAUCCUUGGAAUCUGCCCUCUGCACUCAAUGAUCCGUGGUUGCCCAUGCAGGAGGUCGAUAUUGACCUUGAUGUCCGGGCUUGUGCUGAAGGGCGCUGUUAUCACCUGGCUACAGGCGCGACUACUUUCGGCGGUUGA